Molecule: messenger RNA, 1520 nt
Organism: Phyllostomus hastatus (greater spear-nosed bat)
Lineage: Eukaryota; Metazoa; Chordata; Mammalia; Chiroptera; Phyllostomidae
Gene: TAF13
Product: TATA-box binding protein associated factor 13
Exons: 4
Coding region: 54-428 (124 amino acids)
Biological process (GO): transcription by RNA polymerase II
Cellular component (GO): transcription factor TFIID complex
Molecular function (GO): protein heterodimerization activity
Source: RefSeq, a predicted model, not a curated record
GUAGUAAAUUCACUCGGAGUGAGGCGGGUCGGGUGUGUAGGCUGGCUGGUGGGAUGGCGGAUGAGGAAGAGGACCCUACUUUUGAGGAAGAAAAUGAAGAAAUUGGAGGAGGUGCAGAAGGUGGACAGGGUAAAAGAAAGAGACUUUUUUCUAAAGAAUUACGAUGUAUGAUGUAUGGGUUUGGAGAUGACCAGAAUCCUUAUACCGAAUCGGUGGAUAUUCUUGAAGACCUCGUUAUAGAGUUCAUCACUGAAAUGACUCACAAGGCAAUGUCAAUCGGAAGACAAGGGCGGGUACAAGUUGAAGAUAUCGUCUUCUUGAUUCGAAAGGAUCCAAGGAAAUUUGCUCGAGUGAAAGACUUGCUUACUAUGAAUGAAGAAUUAAAACGAGCUAGAAAAGCUUUCGAUGAAGCCAACUAUGGAUCUUGACAACUUCAGUACUUUCUGAAGCUUCGUUGUCUUCUGAGGAGACCGCGUAUAAAAAUAAUCGUAUGUUUUACAUAGUAAGGUCCUGACAACUAACCAUGUAAGUGAAAGAUGGAAAAGGACAGAGUUUCCCACCUUUUUUUUUUUCAUGUCUUCGAUUUUGGGGAGAUAGCUGAGCCUUUAACAGCCCGCCGUGGUGCUGCCGCACCUGAAUUACUUAUGGGGUUUUAAUGACCAUGUGUAAUUUGAAGGACCUUGCACACCAUGCAGAACCUGACUUUGGGUGGUCUCAACAGUGAAGUAGUAUCCAUGUUCCAGGGGGAUCUGUGCCAUUGUGGGCUAUGCUGCCUGACAAGUGAGGUCUAAACAGCGCCUUUGCCUUUAUGAGAGCUGAGACAUGACAGCCAGACUGGAAUGUUUUUAGACUACAGUAGUCCGAGGGGUUACUAAAAGGUAGUGAAAUGGUUUGUGUUUCUUUUAAGGAGAAGAUGACAGAAGAAAAUACAGUCUUUAUAGGGGUGUUUAUCUGUCUUAAGGUAAUAAUUUGUUUUAAUACCUUUGAUAAAGAGUGAUGUGUGGGAGGGAGAAACUAAAAGUUUCAUGAAUGCUUCUGUGUUGAAGCCUUUUUGAUUUAAAACCUCUCGGGCUUAUAACAUACUAUUUGUCAAGUUUUAAGAGGACUCAUUUUCCCAGGUCAGAUUUCCCUUCUCAAUAAAAAUAAAGGCUUUCAGUAACAGGAAUGGCAUUGCUGAAAAAGCCGACGGCAGGGUAAGCAUUCCGGUAGUGUUUUGUGAACACUUGUUAGUGCUUGUUCAUUGUGGAAAUCUGUAUUUGACUAAAAUCGUAUGUGGCUAUGGAAACCACUUCUGUAGAUCAGGAUAUGUGGGUUUUGUGUGUGUUUGGCUUAUUGUAUUAAAUUAUUAUUGUACUUAGCUUAACAGAAGGAUUAAAAUUGCAUUUAGAGAGAUCAGUGAAUAUUACUCUGUGUGAAACGAAUGUGUGUCACUUCUAAACAUUGUCUGCAAAUCAGUACUCAGGAAAAGUUUUACUUUCUUAACCUACUGAUACUGAAUUAAAGUAUGAAAAGUUAAAAAA